UGCCGCUUCGAGUCCCUCACCCUCUCCCACAACAACAUGAUCGCCCUCAAACCCAUCCUGCAGGCCUGGCUGGAGGAGGCCGAGGGGGCCCAGCGGGAAAAAAUGAACAAGCCCGAGCUCUUCAACGGGGGCGAGAAGAAGCGCAAGCGGACUUCCAUCGCCGCCCCGGAGAAGCGCUCCCUGGAGGCUUACUUCGCCGUCCAGCCCCGGCCCUCCUCCGAGAAGAUC
This is a messenger RNA of Nipponia nippon (crested ibis), 228 nucleotides long. NCBI's taxonomy places the organism in Eukaryota, Metazoa, Chordata, Aves, Pelecaniformes, Threskiornithidae. The record is from RefSeq and is a predicted model, not a curated record.